UGUAUAUAAUUUUUAUAUAAUUAAUUAGUCCUUUGUGAAGUAUUUUAGAAAACAAAAAUGCAGGCUAUCAAGGACAAGUUUAAUGAUAUGAGCGCAAUGCGCAAGGCAAAAGCUGAAGCUAAAGAGGAGGAAAAAGCAGAGAAGGAGUUGGCAAAGACAAGAGUAGAAGUAGCACGUGAAGUAAGAUUGGCAAGAGAGGCAGAAGCAGCCAUGGAUUUACAUGUCCACAAAGCAGCAGAGAAGAUUGCAAAUGAAGAACAAAAGUAUGUUCAUGAUCAACCAGAAGGAGGAACCUUAGACCCUCAUGCUUCUAGCUUCACCAACCCUAACCUCAAUAAUGCUGGUACAGGACCAACAAACAAUCUACUUUAGAACCUUUUUUUUUUAACGGCGAAGCCAGAAAUUUCAGUAAGGGGAUUUAAAAUAUAAAUAAAUAAAGAAAAAUCAACACCUAAUAUAUAUUAUCUAGUGAAGUAUAUUCAGAUAAACCCCUAUAGCUCAUGUUUUUUUGUACUAGGUAAUUUGAUGCCUCUAGCUUGGUUAAUUUUUUUUAUUUGUUAUAUAAUAGAAGAAUAAGUGAAACAACUUUUGAUUUGGUUAUAGAUUUCAAUUUAAUUUGGCUUA
Solanum lycopersicum (tomato) is the source of this 624-nucleotide messenger RNA. RefSeq names its product late embryogenesis abundant protein 6-like. Gene Ontology annotation, biological process: embryo development ending in seed dormancy. Lineage: Eukaryota; Viridiplantae; Streptophyta; Magnoliopsida; Solanales; Solanaceae. The record is from RefSeq and is a predicted model, not a curated record.